UUAUAACUCUAUCUAUCUGUUCCCUCUGGUGCUCACAAACCUCUCACCACCACUGAGAUAUUAUUGCACUGUGACUUAUUUGCAUAAGGAGACAUCAAAAUAUUGUGGCUGUUGUUUUUUAAGGGGCUGAAGUGAUAUUUUUAACUCCAGCUGAGCUAAUCUGCUGUCAGCUGCUUGCUGUUUCUGAAUUAUUUAAAUAUAAAAAAAUCCCCUCUGUGACCUUUCCCUCCGAGUACUUUUUGUGUAAACCAGCGUGGUUAGAUUUUCUAAAUAAGUCCGUGUAAUAUUAGUUCUUAGCUGGAACUCUGUCCACUUGCGCUGCCCAACCCACAGAUAUGGUUUAAAGUGGGAAACAUUUGCAUCAAAUUUGUCUUUUAAUACUUUUUAAUAUUUGUACAAAUGUUUGCUGUCACCUGAUUUCAGUGAUAAGCGCAGUAAUGUGUAUGCGUUAGUCAUACUUCACCUGUUCGUGCACGGUGACUGGUGACUUGGCACCGUCCACUUCUGGAGGAAGUAGUGCCAAGGUGGAGACAGAAAUGGAGUGAGUGGAGCUCAGUGGGACCCGGGGCGAGCACAUGUCUUUCACAUGAGCCAAAACACCCAUGGAACUGUGAGAAAAAGACACGAAACGGCUUGACCGCACUCUGUCUUCCCUGUGUCCUCAACGCCCUUUAACCUGGAAACUAAGUUGGAGAAAGCUCAGGCGAGGUCUCGUACGCGGAGGCAGAUCGCGUUGGGGCGAGAUUGGUUUAGAUAAAGCGAGGCCACAGACCUUUAACCCCUACGAGGGCCAGAUCACAGCUCAGGAUCCUCAAGAAGGGUCCUGUUGAGCGUGUCCUUUCUUUGCAACAUGGCAGUUUUUUUUUGUCUCCACCUGUUUAAAUUUUUUAAAAGGCCGUUGUACGUAUGGUUCUCCAUCUUUGCACCCCGUCCUUCCCAGUCUUCGGUCUGCUUCUGUCAGCCCAACGCUCGCCUGUGAGUAGCCUACUGUACCAUCCAAGAUGGAGGCGAGAACCAGAGGUCACACAGACUGUCCCAUUGUCCUUCAGAGGUAGCCGUGGUGGGUGGCCGUGGAGGCAGGAGACUGCUGACCAUCUGAAUUGUCCUGUUGGCAAACCUGCGGCAGACUGGAGAGGCACUAACAGAUGGCAGGAGGGUGAGGGCACCAUGGUUGGGCGCUCGAGCAGGCAUCCCAGCCGGCACCUGUCCCAUAUGGGUUUCACCAAGCCGAGAGAUGCGGGCGGGGUGGCGGCGUGGAAAGACACGACGAGAGCUUUAAGUAAAGACGGGAGCGUGGACACGAUGACAGUGGCUUUCCACGGACUGCAGCUGAAGAUCAAGAGGGAGCUGCACAGCCCGUGUUCAGAGCUGAGCUCCAACUGUAGUCAGGAACGGCCCUUCAAGCUCCAGUAUGGAGAGAAGUGCCCGUACAGCGUCAGUGCCUAUGAGCAGAAGCAGCCUGCAGGAAUGAAGCCCUCCAGCCCAGUGACGCCCCCCUGUAGCACCCCCGUGUCCCCGCUCCACCAUGCCUCCCCCACAGCGGCGCCGACGCCCAAGCCCGACAGGACCUACGUCCACAUACCGCCCUCGCAGCCGCUCCCUGAUAGCGCCUACUCCAUGGACCACAGGUUUCGCCGUCAGCUGUCCGAGCCUUGCCACUCGUUCCCCUCCCCGCCGACGAUGGCCCGGGACGGCCGGCCCAUUUACCACAGGCAGAUGUCGGAGCCCAACAUCCCCUUCCCUCCUCAAGGGUUCAAACAGGAGUUUCCUGACCCGCUGUUCGAACACCCGGCUAUGAUGGGGGCGCCGCUGCCCCACACGUACCCGGCCGCCAUGAUGAUAAAGCAGGAGCCGAGGGACUUCACCUACGACUCAGCAGAAGUGCCUAGCUGCCAUUCUGUCUACCUACGGCAGGACGGCUAUCUGGCCCACAGCAACAGGACUGAAGGUUGUAUGUUCGACAAGGUGGCGAGGCAUUUUUACGACGACACCUGCGUGGUUCCGGAAAAGGUGGAAGGUGACAUCAAGCAGGAGUCGGGCCUGUACCGCGAGGGCCCGUCCUACCAGCGCAGGGGGUCCCUGCAGCUCUGGCAGUUCCUGGUGGCGCUGCUGGACGACCCGUCCAACUCGCACUUCAUCGCCUGGACCGGACGCGGCAUGGAGUUCAAGCUCAUCGAGCCCGAGGAGGUGGCGCGUCGAUGGGGGAUACAGAAGAACCGGCCGGCGAUGAAUUACGACAAGCUCAGCCGCUCGUUGCGCUACUACUACGAGAAGGGAAUCAUGCAGAAGGUGGCCGGCGAGAGAUACGUCUACAAGUUCGUGUGCGACCCCGAGGCCUUGUUCUCCAUGGCGUUCCCCGACAAUCAGCGGCCAGUGCUGAAGACGGACAUGGAGCGGCAAAUAAACGAGGAGGACACGGUGCCGCUGUCGCACUUCGACGAGAACAUGGCGUACGUGCAGGAGGGGCCCUACUGCCAGCCGCACCCCUACAGCGAGGGCUACGUUUAUUAGCGGCCACGCGCCCCACCAGACCCGAACCUCCGCUGUGUCCUCGCUCCCCCACCUCCUCCUCUGUCCAUGCACCUGAGACUGUCACGUCCUCGACUUCGCUCCAGGACUGAGACUGAACACACACCUGCAGAGGAGCUCCUCUCCUCUGUGUCCCACAUAAACACACACCCCUAUGUUUGCUCUUGUCUUGCUGACGUCCACGCCGCCCAGCAGGAUGGAGAGUGCACUUUAUGGACAGGAGGCGCGGUGUCAACCUGCCGGGGGCUUAGUCGUGCGGGCGGCUUUUCCAGUUGUUAUGUUUGUACAUUAUUGUGGGAAUCAUUCUGUUUGUUUUGUUGGGUUAGGUUUACAUUCUUAUGCUUUUGAGCAUGCGGCGGGACAGGACUCUAACGCUAAUUUUGUUCACCCGAGGACAGAAGGUCACCUGUGCACACACGCAGCCAGUCGAGGGACGGCCGCUUUCGUCCGACUCCCAGCCUCAAACAGCCGUCAUGUAGUUUCAUGUUCAUACUGGCGAUGUAUUGUGCCGAAACUUUAUGGUGAAAUAACUUGGAAAAAGUAACGUGAUCGUAAAAAGAGACAUUUAGCUGCCAUCAGUGACAACUGCCGCCGCCGCCGUUAAGGACGAGGCGCCGACGCAUCGCGUGGGCGCCUGCGCUCCAGUGGAUCAAUCUGUCAGCGGCCAGCACAAACCUCACGGGUUAGCGGAGACGAGACGCUGGCUGACACGCGGAGGCACGCCGAGUGUUCCCACGGACUUUCCCACGCCGCACGUCGACGGCCUGCGUGUAGAAUAAUCAAUAAAGCUGCAGGCUGCUGUAAAGUAACUCGUUCACUGGAAGCAGCGGUGUUUCCUUUGUAUUCUGAAACGCGUCAGUCACUCAUUUGUCAUUCAGGUGAAAGUGUAUGUACAGUUAAAGUGGAUCCAGCAAUCAGCACACGAGGAUAAUGUUUGCAUCCCCAAAUAAAAAGACAAAGACGUUAUUUCAUUGGCUUAAAGAAUAAAAGGCUAAAUCAUGCAUUGAAUAAAA
This is a messenger RNA of Betta splendens (Siamese fighting fish), 3542 nucleotides long. RefSeq names its product ETS variant transcription factor 1 (gene etv1). NCBI's taxonomy places the organism in Eukaryota, Metazoa, Chordata, Actinopteri, Anabantiformes, Osphronemidae. Bases 907 to 2511 code for a protein of 534 amino acids. Gene Ontology annotation, cellular component: nucleus. The record is from RefSeq and is a predicted model, not a curated record. Gene Ontology annotation, molecular function: DNA-binding transcription factor activity, RNA polymerase II-specific; sequence-specific DNA binding. Gene Ontology annotation, biological process: regulation of transcription by RNA polymerase II; cell differentiation. The transcript has 9 exons.